Messenger RNA from Paramecium tetraurelia, 672 nucleotides. RefSeq lists its product as uncharacterized. Lineage: Eukaryota; Ciliophora; Oligohymenophorea; Peniculida; Parameciidae. The record is from RefSeq and is a predicted model, not a curated record. The transcript has 2 exons.
AUGCUUACGGGGUUUUUUUCAUAUGGAGUCGAAAAUUUUCAAAAUAGAUAUGUAUAUAUGAUUUGUUUUCAAAUUAGCAAGCAAUACAGGUAGGUAUAUUAAUUUGCUAUGCUGUGUCUCAUGAGAUAAUAGAUAGAAGGAGAAAAGGUGGCAAAAUAAUAAAAUGACAAAUUUGAUCCAGAUUUAGAAUUAAAAUUAUGCCAAGGCACUUUGGGUCACUUAGAUAAAACCUCAUGUGGAGCAUUUUCAUAAUAUAAAUGCUUGAAUUAGAAGAAGUACUUAGAACAAAAGGAAAAUGUAUAGAGUGCAAAACAAGCUUAGAAUAAAAGUUGUGAUACAAAAAAUCAAAUUUUAAAAGAGGUAACUUUGAUAUUGACUUCAAGAGGGAUGGAAAUGUUAUGUGUAAAAAAUCCACAAUAGAACCUACAUCCUCUUCCUAACAUGAUAAAAUUGAAUUUCAGCAAUCCUAGACUUUUCUAGAGCAUUGAGAACGAAUAAAGUUGGGACUUAUUGGAUAUGGAUUCAAGAAGUAUCUCCUUAACAGAAAGUUGUCGAAUACCGAUCUAUAUUUUUAAGAAUUAUUGGCAGCAAUCGAAUGGUGCUGAUUAAAAAAUUAAAUCCAUUCUGUAGAAUUAAAAAAAAGGUCUGUAUUUUUUAAAAAAAUUCCGCUGA